Molecule: messenger RNA, 939 nt
Organism: Trichoderma breve
Lineage: Eukaryota; Fungi; Ascomycota; Sordariomycetes; Hypocreales; Hypocreaceae
Product: CCAAT-binding transcription factor (CBF-B/NF-YA) subunit B domain-containing protein
Exons: 1
Coding region: 1-939 (312 amino acids)
Biological process (GO): regulation of transcription by RNA polymerase II
Cellular component (GO): CCAAT-binding factor complex
Molecular function (GO): DNA-binding transcription factor activity, RNA polymerase II-specific; RNA polymerase II cis-regulatory region sequence-specific DNA binding
Source: RefSeq, a predicted model, not a curated record
AUGAUGGAAUACGCGCAAUAUCCACAACAGCAACACAAUUCUCACGCAGGUUACGCGAACUCUGCCGUCGGCGCAAGUAUCACCUCGCCCACCAGCCACGGCAUCACUCAGCACGCAGUGCAAUCAUCCCCCAUCGCAUCGCAACAGCAGCAGCAACAACAACACCAGCCCGGUCAGGCCCCAGCUCACGGCAUGUAUCAACCACAGUAUGGCGUGCCUCAACCCAGCAUGCAGCCGGUUCCCUACGGCAUGCCUGGAAUCCAGGCUGCCGCAAUGGCCGCCACGGCCGCCGCCUCGGGGUCCAGCUACCCUUACAUGCACCCAGAUCCGAGCAUGCCUCAUACGUCCCCGCGAAUGCCCAAUGCUAAGAAGGAUGGCCGGCCGUCUCCUCGUAUGAACAGCAUUUCUCAAAUCCCCGGCCGCCGCAUGAGCCAAGUCACCAGCCCCGGCGUACCGAGCGCCCCGGGCAUGAUGAACCACGGCGGACCCCGGCCCCCGCCCAUGCCUCCGGCCCCUGCCAUGCAGCACCCACAAUCUCCCGAGAUGCCUGCGGGGGCUGUCGAAGAAUCGCCCCUAUACGUCAAUGCGAAGCAAUUCCACCGAAUCCUCAAGCGACGCGUCGCCCGCCAGCGCCUCGAAGAGCAAUUGAGGCUGACGUCCAAAGGACGAAAGCCAUAUCUGCACGAGUCUAGACAUAACCAUGCGAUGCGCCGACCUCGUGGACCCGGCGGUCGCUUUUUGACGGCCGAGGAGGUGGCGGCUAUGGAAUCCAAGGGAGAACUAGAUCCCAGCGGCAAGGGCCCUGAAGAUGUCUCACCCUCAAAGUCGUCUGAAACCUCGAGCGGCAAGCGCAAGUCGGAAUCUGGACCCUCAACUUCGAGCAAGAAGCCCAAAACGCAAGCCGAGAGCGCCGAAGGGAACCCAGAAGACGACAGCUAA